Anarrhichthys ocellatus (wolf-eel) is the source of this 4246-nucleotide messenger RNA. RefSeq names its product potassium voltage-gated channel, Shaw-related subfamily, member 1b (gene kcnc1b). The record is from RefSeq and is a predicted model, not a curated record. NCBI's taxonomy places the organism in Eukaryota, Metazoa, Chordata, Actinopteri, Perciformes, Anarhichadidae. Gene Ontology annotation, cellular component: presynaptic membrane; voltage-gated potassium channel complex; dendrite membrane. The transcript has 4 exons. Bases 1007 to 2722 code for a protein of 571 amino acids. Gene Ontology annotation, molecular function: protein binding; delayed rectifier potassium channel activity. Gene Ontology annotation, biological process: protein homooligomerization; potassium ion transmembrane transport; action potential.
CGCUGACCAAUAACCCUCCGAGUGACGACGGUAAGCGAGAAAAAUUGGGCAGCGAUGACAAUUUCAACGGUUUUAAAUUGCAGAACUUGACAGCGUGUUCUAACAAAUGCAGAGUCCACUGGGCAUGCUCCAUCUGAUCUGAGAGGAGAGCUGGUCACGGUGUGAAUAACAGGCAGUUUGGGCGUUUUUUGGGGGAGGGUUUGACGCCUUCUCAUCUCCGAUUCUCUUGGUUUUGUUCAACCACGCAGCAGAGACAACAGUAUUUCCCCUCCCUUUCAAAUAGACCGGGUGUUUUCUACCCAGCGACGCGUGAAGGCGAGGUAAAGUUCCUGAGCAGGAGAGCAUCUCUGUGCGGAGACAAAGAGCCGCCGUGUGUCGUUAGGCGCAGAAGAGGGAGCGGGCUGAGCGUCGGUGUGAAGGAGGUGAGUCUGUAGGCAGACUGGAAGCAGCGCCGAGCCUCCAUCAGGAGCUGGCGGACAGGCGCUGUCCGCUCAGCACCACCGCAGUCACCUUGCUGUGAAAGUCACAAACCUGCUCAGGAUCAAUCGGAUUAAUUACCGCAACUUGGGGAGUCCAAUGAGCCGGACUUGUUGUCUGCCGGCGGGAGGGGGAAUUUGUCAGCGUUUGUCCCUUUUAUCUCGACAUCUUGGAUUUACAGACGAUAUGACGUCCAUUCUUAAUGUGAUGCCAUUGGCUGCAAUCAUUUUGGAUUUCGAUUUUUAUACCCUCCAGUGAGUGUGGCAGCUUUAAACGUUUACGAUCCUCCAGUUGCAUGACAGGUGCUUGUCGACCCCCCCCUCCAGCGCUUAGAGUGAGUGUAGCCUGAUGCGCGUGGAGCACAUUACUUUCAUAGUUUUGUGAGAAACGACAGGUUGUUCCGCGCGCUACUUUCUUUAUGUAAUUGUUCUCCUCGCUGUAAUCACUGCUGUGCGUGGUUGCACGGGGACGCCUUAGACUUAAACUUUGCGAUGAAGGGAACUUAUUGGAGAAAUGCCUAAGGGACGCAAUGGGCCUGAGCGACGACAAGGAUCGCAUUGUGAUAAACGUGGGAGGGAUCAGACAUCAGACAUACCGCAGCACCCUGCGCACUCUACCUGGCACUCGGCUGUCCUGGUUGGCCGAGCCUGAUGCACCCAAUCACUUUGACUAUGACGCCAAGAUCGAGGAAUUUUUCUUCGACCGCCACCCUGGCGUGUUUGCACAUAUCCUUAACUACUACAGGACAGGUAAACUGCACUGCCCGGCCGAUGUCUGCGGGCCUCUCUACGAGGAGGAACUGGCCUUCUGGGGCAUCGAUGAGACAGACGUGGAGCCAUGCUGCUGGAUGACCUAUCGCCAGCACCGGGAGGCAGAGGAGGCCCUUGAUAGUUUCGGCGGGGGGGGCUUGUUAGACCUGGGGAACGAAGAUGCGGAGCCCGAGCAGGAGCAUGCCGGCGAGGAUGAUGUGGAUGAGAUGACGAGGAGGCUGGCGCAGGGAGACACUCAUGAUGCCAGGAGUGGAAGCUCGUGGAGCCGGUGGCAGAAACAUGUUUGGGCUCUGUUUGACGACCCGUACUCCUCUAAAUAUGCAAGGUGGGUGGCUCUGGCCUCGCUGUUCUUUAUUCUGGUGUCCAUCACCACUUUCUGUCUGGAGACCCACGAGGCCUUCAACCCGAUCAUCAACCGCACCGAGGUGGAGGUGGUGAACAACGUCACAGUGGUGCACACCUACCAGGAGACCGAGACUGCACUCUACCUCACCUACAUCGAGGGCGUUUGUGUGGUGUGGUUCACUUUUGAAUUUCUAAUGCGAAUAACUUUCUGCCCGAAUAAAUGUGACUUCAUUCGGAACGCCCUGAACAUCAUCGACUUUGUGGCCAUCCUGCCCUUCUACCUUGAGGUCGGCCUCAGCGCGCUCUCCUCCAAGGCGGCCAAGGACGUGCUGGGUUUCCUGCGAGUUGUCCGCUUCGUGCGGAUCCUGCGUAUCUUCAAGCUGACCCGUCACUUUGUGGGGCUGAGGGUGCUGGGCCACACGUUGAGGGCCAGCACCAACGAGUUCCUGCUCCUCAUCAUCUUCCUCGCCCUCGGUGUCCUCAUCUUUGCUACUAUGAUCUACUACGCUGAAAGGAUUGGAGCUAACCCCAACGACCCUCGAGCCAGUGAGCACACACAAUUCAAGAACAUCCCGAUCGGAUUCUGGUGGGCUGUGGUGACCAUGACCACCCUCGGCUACGGAGACAUGUACCCUAAGACGACCUCCGGUAUGCUGGUCGGAGCCCUGUGCGCCCUGGCAGGUGUGCUGACCAUCGCCAUGCCCGUCCCUGUGAUUGUCAACAACUUUGGAAUGUAUUACUCUCUGGCUAUGGCAAAACAGAAACUACCAAAGAAAAAGAAUAGGUAUAUCCCGCGGGCACCCCAACCAGGUUCUCCAAACUUCUGUAAGUCAAGCAUCAGCUCCCAACAGCCGAGCCCCAUACCCCAUGACGACGUUUUCGAGAUAAAGUUUCAAGAUUCCAAGUUGAACGGUGAGGCAGCUAACGCAGCGCUGGCCAACGAAGAUUGCCCUCAUAUAGACCAGGCCAUAUCUCCGGAGGAAAGCUUCAGCCCAAGCGAGAGAGAGCGACCCUGCUUCCUGGUCACCACUUCUGAACGCCCCAACCACACAGGGGGCAGAGUGAGGAGGGGUUGGAUGAGCUGUGGCCUGUCUCCCACGUCUGACCACGAUGAUGAAUUUCAUAUAUGAGGAGCGCACUCGGGUGCAAACGGGCAGAGGGCUGAGCGGGCAACAGAUAUCAUGAGCAGCAUGCAAUGCUCUCCGUUCCUUUCCACCUGACCUACUUGAGCACCAGAAAUAGCAGCGCUCAGGUCUCUGCUUCCAACCCUGUUUUGCUGUUUCACUGCUCCAGCCACGGCGCUCCAGACAGGAGGAGGAAGAGAGGAGAGCAUGGCACAGCAACAAAAGGUGCAGGAGGUUCACACGAGCUCUCUAUUUACUGGUUCUGCUCUCUCAUCGCAUCAACGAACUUUGUUGAAAACUUCCAUUACGACGGACACUCGGCGUUAACAAUUGCCUUAUAAUAGUGUCAUUUUUCAGUUAACUGUUCAGAUUUGGUCAGAACAUGAAAAGUGGAAGCCAUGUGCAGCGGCUCCUCUCUAAUGGAACCCUGUGCUUGUGUUUCAGUGUUCAUCUGCAGUACUUAUAUUCAGAAGAAAAGUGGGUCAGUGUUAAAAAAUGUAUGUAAAAGACUUCACUUCCAAAAUGUUUUCAGGUGCCGGGGCGGUGACUAUGUGAGAGCCGGAUGAGGAACCCAAAUAUGUCUGUUUGUUUAGUAUCAUUUAAGCAACGUGUGCAGCUGCAAUGUUCUUAUGUGGACAAAGGGAGACUGCUCGCCAAACACUAUGGAACUGGAGAAACACGCUUGUAAAUAUGGGUGUGUGGUCAAUUCAGCUCUUUUGCAGGCCUGUUGGGGUAAUUGCCUGUCAGUGAUACCCAUCUAUCCUUGCUGUAAUUACUUCCUGAUGCAAAGGCCACAGAGCAAUGAGCUGACCUCAGAAAUCCUCGGCAGCAUUACCAGAAGGAUUAAUAUUUCACACUCAUGUUAAAAUGUAAUGUAUUAGACAGUUCCCUUGCUCGUUCUUUGAUUCAAUGUGUAUUUCCAUUUCUUAUUUACUAGCGAGAGCCAGAGUCACGUCAGGACAACAGUGGAGCCUCUUGUUUCAGGCACCAGCACUUAUUGAAACCAAUAUUCUAUUUUUAAAUUCUUUCUGCUUCAUUUCUUAGAAAACGCUCCUCGACGAAUCUUUCCGACGCAGUUGUGUGUUAUGUUGCUUAUACUCUUUGAAAGUACCAUACAGAAAGAAAAUGAGAAGAGCCAAGAAAAUGUAAGAAUAUUUUUGAGAGAAUACACUCACCCACAAUGGCAAGGCUAUGUUCAGAUCCGCAUGCAAUCUGUCGAGAAAAAGAUUUGAAAUAUGUUUAAAAUGUGCGAUGAAAGCAAACAAACAAUUUAAAGACUGUAAUAUCCACCAUGUUUUUAUGCCAACAUUGAUACUGAGAUACUUUGUACCCAAAUCUUCUCUGAAACUGAAAUAAAGUUCAAUGUGUCAAAUUGUAAUCAUCCAAACUUUAAUUCAAAACUGCACACAACACGAGUGCACCAAACGCAGAAGAGCAUUAGUGAGGAUUGUGUCUGUAAAUACAUGAGACUUAUUCACAAAUGCAGGAACACACCAGAGGAGUUGAUGCAACGGUCUCAAGACAGCUGCA